Molecule: messenger RNA, 3220 nt
Organism: Xyrauchen texanus (razorback sucker)
Lineage: Eukaryota; Metazoa; Chordata; Actinopteri; Cypriniformes; Catostomidae
Gene: btbd16
Product: BTB (POZ) domain containing 16
Exons: 17
Coding region: 145-1899 (584 amino acids)
Source: RefSeq, a predicted model, not a curated record
GUUUGUUUAGUGGCUUUCAGUGUUUUAUUUGUGAGGAACAAAAGCUUUCUCAUUAGGCCAUCUGUAAAAUUGUCCUGACUGUUUGGGAAAAUGUUUUGGGCUGUAAGUCUGCACCAUUUUUUCGAGUAUUUGGAAUAAAAGAAAAUGCACAUUCAUUGGAGUCCUUUAUCUGCCAGGAAUAUGUCAUCCAGGCCUCACACAAGAUCGAUGCUUAUUCUCUCCCACAUUUCACAGCAAAACUCAAUAAGAUGUGUGCCAACUCGUUCACUAUGUCAGCGCACACAAGCUGGGCACACUAACCGCUGGCAGCUGGCCGGUCCAUUGGGCAGUGACCUGUUAGGACAGGCACAGGUACAGAGGGCAGAGGAGUUUCCCAAUAAAUCAUCAUCACACAGGAAAAUCAAGUCAGCUGACCCCAUGGCACAGCACUGGCGAGAGGAUGCCACUUUUUGUCCAGAGUCGCCUCUGCUGCAUCUCGUUCACCCGCUCUCUGCCAGCACACACACCAGACUCUGCAAUGAUGUCACAUUCUCUACAAAGCUUGACAGCGCAGAGAAACAAUUUAAUUUUCUUUCUCGCCAAGUGGCCCAUUACGCUAAACCAGAUGCAGUACUGGAGUGUUUAGGGGGUCGGUGGGAGCUGCACUGCUCCUUCAUCAGUAGGUCAGACACAUUAUAUGUGCUGUAUACCAACAGCAAGAGACAGAGGGAUGUUCAGCUACAGGACAGAGCAGUCGGUGGGAAAUGGAGCAGAGCUGAAAGUUCUCUGUGUAGGACCGGGAGAGGUCUGCUCCACAGGAAGUGGAAUCUCACUGGCCCACUGACCCUCCGGCUGUCUGUUAAAGAGCCCUCCAUCACUAAAGAGGCCCUGUCAUUUGCCCUGCGGGCGCUCUAUGACCCAGAGGAACGCCCUGAUGAGUGGGGAGAGGGCGUAAUCGCCACUGCUGCUCUGCUGGGCAUGUCAAACCUCUUCCACAAGUGUCUUAAAGAGAUGUUGAUGAAUAUCUCAGCAUCAACCGUUUGCAGUUUUCAUCAGGUGUCCUGUAAGUUUAAAGACACGGGUCUGCAGACAGCUUGUGAGCGCUGGUUAGAGCUGUUCUUAGUCACCGAGCUCUCCUGUCACAUCACACUCAAAGACUUGACCUUUGACCUCCUGCUCAAGACUCUGUGUUCCCCAAGACUGUUUACAUGUAGUGAGUAUGAUGUGUUGAGAGCAGUGCUGUAUUGGCUUUACCUGCAGUUAAACCCCCUCAAACAGACACUACCUUCUCAUAGCACCAUCAUCAACUUCUUCUCCAGGGACACAAGAGUUUUCUUGGAACAGCCUCUGGGACAAAAAUACAUGACUAUCUUCAAAGCUCUUCGCCUGCAUGGCAUUACUGAAUGGCCACAUCUACAGGAGCUGCAGAACAUCAGAGUGUUUCCUCAAUCCUGCCUUCUGCACAUCCUGUCCAAACACUACCACACUCUUUACAGUGGGGGUGACACAGCCAUGACUGACUUCUCCAAACAAGCGGUCCGGUUCGGAAUGAUUGUGGACAGGGAACAGGAUUGCUGUACUCAGACCAUCAGCCUCUACGGCUUUUACUUUCUUCUAAAGGCUGCUAAAGUGGGCAAAGAAGAUACAUACAGCUUCUCCAUUGAGAGGUUAAGACACUGGGACACGGCUCUGUCACAGUCUUUUAUUGUGACUCGUCCGUUCUGUAUGAGGUCUGAACGAUUAGUGUGCUAUCAGAUCACAGUGCAAAGCUCCGCCAGCGGCUCAUGGCAAGAGCACAGCAGUGGACCUGUCAAUCAAGAGUUUGGCUUAUGUAAACGCCGCAGUAGAAGCAAGGUGUUUCAAAUUGAGAAACUUUCUGCACCCAUCCUGGUGAUGUUUGCUUUGGCAUUCCCAUUGUGAUGUUUCAAAUGUCUCCACUCACAUAAAACACACACACUAUACUAAAUUAUACAUAGGUAAUGCGCUUGCUUGAAAUGCAUAAUUCAUUAUUGAUCCAUGCAAACCUUUCUAAAGAUUGAUUGCCCCAUUACAGUAAAUUAAAAUGUGAGUUUUAAUCACACUUUGCACUCUAUGUCUAUGGUAUGCAUGAAAUGUGCCAGUGCAAAUUAAGGAUAUUUGACUCAACAAAAAUACUUUGGAUCCAGGUUAGGGCAGUACACAUACUGGUGCUGGUGAUGCAAAAAAAUAUAUUAGCACACAGAAGAGUGUAGUCAGUUUUCUUCUUCUAUUUUUUGAUUACCGUAAGCUGCACUACGGACUUUAAAGGGAUCCUGGAAUAUAUUUCGGUCACAAUUAUGCACAUUAUGUAGUAUAGAGAUCAGGCAAUAUGUCAUUAUUGAAACAUGCCUGUUGAUAUUGUAGCUAAAAUAUUCCCAAAUUACAGUAAUUGAUAUUGCAUCAAAUGAAAAUUGGACACUAACUGAAUCAAAUUAAAUAUUCAAUUUUAUUGAUAGCCUAACAGCAUACAGUAUUUCAUAAUUAGGGGCCAAUCACUGAAAGUGUGUAGGCACCUGAUGCAUUCAUUAGUGUUGUUCUUCUUUCGUGUAUAGCGUACCAACUAAUUUGAUGGCAAGUCGCCAAAAUGCAUCCAUAUUUUCAUGAAACUUUGUGUGUCAUAAUGAUCCAACCCUUAUCUCACCAUGUAAAUUUGGUGACAGCGCCACCUAUUGGUUUUUGUUGUAAAAGUUUUGGUUUAAAAAUGAACAAAUUACAAUUAUUGAUUGAGUACAUAAACAAUUCACUACUAUAAGCCUGUAAAUAUGAUUUGUAUUUUGGCGUACAUCCUUGCGUCAUUACAUCAUGUCUGCACACAGGACAGGACAGCAUCACUGCAGUCUAGAUGGAUGUAUAUCUGUUAUCCCUUUGGUGAAGAUGAUUACCUGCUAUAAUGCUGGAUAUGUUUUCUGGUUGUAUCUACAUUGUCCGGUGAAUUUAGUGUGACAUAUUUAUGUAGGACUUCUAAAAUUAACUUCUUGCAAUUGUUAUUUUGUAUAUUUAAGCUUAUUAUUCUUAUGUUGAAAAAAGUAUAUUUUAUCCCCAUCAUUAUUGAAUCCUCAUUUUAUGUUUUAAUUUAUGUGUUAUUGUGUACAUUCAUAGACAUAUUAUUGUAAUAACAGAGGCUGGACAAUACAGUUUGAAAAAAUUGCCCAGGGCACAAGCUAGAACUGCUUGCUUUAAAAAAUAAAAAAGUAUUUGGUCAGCAUACAUGAUUACUUUUGAA